ACAACAGAAACGAUAUAUUGAAUAUUAAAACAAACAGGCAGAAGCAUACAUAGAAACGCUAGUAGUAUUAGUCCAAAAACCAGGGUGUCUUUCUUUUGCUUUUUACUUGGUCCGCACAUUUUGAAUGCGAAGUUCAUGCAGCGCAUUUUAUGACUACGAAAAUAAAGCUCGUGCACUAAUCGAAAGGUGGAAUGCUCAUUUUUUGAAUUUUGCUGGUUUGAGGCGCUGCUCCUAACCGCCGGCUCGUGCAAGAUGAACUGACAUGGCUGAAGGAAGCAGUACAGCCCUGCUGAAAAACAUUUCAUCUGGAUAUCAGGACGAGGAUGGACUCCGGAUUCCCUGGGUGAUAACUUUGCUGGCUACGGUUCUUAUCACAACCAUCGUGGUAGACAUAUUAGGCAACCUGUUGGUCAUAGUCUCGGUCUUCAGGAACAAGAAACUCAGGAAAGCAGGACAUGCCUUUGUGGUUAGUCUGGCUGUAGCAGACCUGGUGGUAGCCAUCUAUCCGUACCCUCUGGUUCUCUCUGCCAUUUUCCAUGACGGCUGGAGCCUGGGCUACAUCCACUGUCAGAUCAGCGGUUUCCUGAUGGGGCUGAGCGUUAUUGGCUCCAUCUUCAACAUCACGGGCAUCGCCAUCAACCGCUACUGCUAUAUCUGCCACAGCCUCAAGUACGACAAGCUCUUCUCUAACAAGAACACCGUCUGCUACGUGAUCCUGGUGUGGGUCCUCACCAUCCUGGCCAUCGUGCCGAACUGGUUCGUGGAGUCCCUGCAGUACGACCCCCGCGUCUACUCCUGCACCUUCGCGCAGUCCGUCAGCUCGCUGUACACAAUCACCGUGGUGGUGGUCCACUUCAUCCUGCCCAUCAGCAUCGUGACUUACUGCUACCUGCGGAUCUGGAUCCUGGUCAUCCAGGUGAGGCGACGCGUCAAGCCGGACAACCGCCUCAAAAUCAAGCCCCACGACAUCCGAAACUUCCUGACCAUGUUUGUGGUGUUCGUGCUCUUCGCUGUGUGUUGGGCACCACUCAAUUUCAUCGGGCUGGCGGUGGCCGUGAACCCAGGUCUGGGCCUCGCCAUCCCAGAGUGGCUUUUCACGGCCAGCUACUUCAUGGCUUACUUCAACAGUUGUCUCAACGCUGUCGUGUACGGGGUUCUGAACCACAACUUCCGAAAGGAAUACAAGAGAAUCGUAAUGUCCAUUAUUAAGCUGCCUUGCUAAAAACAAAAGUGGAGAAAAACUAACCUGCAAUUUUGUGGUCAGGAAACAUUGAAGAGCAGCCAUGUGUUGAGUGUAAUUAUGUAAGACGAUCAUAGUUAAGAGCAUGCUGAAACAAAAAAACAAAAGCAUUGAAUGUAAAUAAGAAAAUGCAGUAUUUAUGUCAUGUUUUAUUGUAUCUUUCACAUGGUGUCAGUGCAUUAUGGGAACUUGAACAUUUAUUCAGUGCAUUAUGGGAACUUCGAACAACUUGUUUAUUAUUCGGCCACUUGGCUGUUUUAUGGUUGAUAUAAAUAAACAGAUAAUCCUAAGUGUAAGGCCUAUCAAGGCUUAAAAUUGCAUUGAUGUUUAUAUUCACCAAAAGCAGCCCCCCCCCCCCUCCCCUUACAACAUGCUUCUACAGGCAUCAUGGAAGAACGGGUUAGGAAGUAAGAAUGUUGACUACAAACUCCAUUUCAACUCACAAACCACAACAGAAAUUACCUAAUAUAUAUAUUGGUAUAGUGCCAAAAGACAUUCAUUAGUACAACAAUAAAAAAAGAAAGAGAAAAACACUAAAAUUAGAUGUUUAAUCAACCAUCUGAAUUAUUUUAAAACCACACUGAAAAGGCUUAAGUCUGCCCUUGGUCCAAUCAGCAAAAGGCAACUCCAGGCUCAAUGAAACCAAAGUCUGAUAGGGGAUUCAGAAGUGAUUAACUCUCUUUUGAAAGCUAAAUCCCUCCAGUAUCUUUAUCCCAACACAUGCACUACACACGUUUCUGUGGUCUGCCUAGUUGUUCUACCAAAUGCAGAACUCCAGAUAAUGGGGAUGCAAUUCAUUUCCGAUUCAUGGUUUAGCACCUUGGAUUUGUAAGGAUAAAACCAUUCAUACUCUAAGCUUUUUAUAGCAUUAAAACAUUAGAUUUAACAUACAAUUUUUGUAGGCAUCUCCGUACCGGCAAUACAUCUUUUAGUAGUAUUUUUUAACAUGCUUUUCCAGAGUUAUACUAUGCAUUUACUGUAGUUUACCAUGUUUUUUAUAUGCUUUACCAGACCUCUCUGUGCUUUACAAUGCUUCCCUAUGCUUUACCUUUGCUUUCUGACCCUUUGCUAUGAGUAGUACAAUAAAAAAUAAAAUAAAGUCAGCCCAGCCUCCCAAUCAUGCAAAUACAAAAAUCAUUUUUUUUAUUGGCAAAUGACAUAUCUUUAAUUGGCAAGCUAAAGCUCUGAGUGUGUGCCCCCACAGCUAUCGGCAUGUUCAGAGGAGGCACGUAAAGCUUUAUGACUAUGGCUUCUAAUAUCCAAGGGAAUAAAAAAAGGCCCUUUGACAGUGGAUGCACCAAAACAUCCUAACUGAUCCGAAGGAUGCCAUCCAUCUACAAGUGUGAGAAACCGUGCAUUCUUAUCUUGUUACCUUGACUUUGAAAAACUUCAUUGAGUCUGCAGGCAUCAGCUGCAAAGCCCUGAAAGAAACCAUAACAAAAUGAACUGGUCUGUGAAUUGCUUAGAUUGUAUUUGGCAAUUAUUCUGUGCACAAGUUACAAUGCAGAUUGUAUAAAUGACUGAAAGCUGGUUCGAUUAAAAACCUGGACUGCUAAAGGCUCUUAGGCACAAUCCAAUAAUGCACUUAGAAGUUCCCAUAAUGCAUCAUUCUGUAAAUUGGUUCCACAAAGACCGCCACUUGCCGAGUUUUGAUUGGUUCACCUGUCUACCAUUUCUGCAAAGAUCUUUGAAAUUAUUUUGCUGAAAUAUGUAAUUUAGUUUUUUCAACACUGGGCUUGCCAUCUGUACUAUACCGCGAUAAUCAACUGUAUACAUCAAAGCAGUGUCAUCAUCUACUGCACUUAUAUCUACUUCAAACACUCACUUCAGAAACUCUUUUGAUCAUCCUGUACCCUUUAGGAAUAACGCAUAGAUGUAUUUGAGCAGCAAUCCCAGGAUGAGCACAGAUAGGGGAUUGAUGCAGCCCAUUGCUGUCAGAUGCUCCAAUAAAACAUACAGCUGUGGCUUAUGUCAGCAGGGGAAUAGGCUGAUUAAAUAAACUCCUAAGUCAGGUAGACAAGCCAUUUUGGCUAAUGCUUUGAUAUUGAAAAAUUAAGAUGAGCCCAUCAAAACCCUGAUAUUGCAGGUCGCCCUGGGCGGAGUUUGGAACAUUGUUGGAACCAUUGUAUCAAUGCUUAGAAUGUUCAUAUUUAUAAUAUUAAAAAAUAAAAGAGCUAGAAGGUAACAAACCACCAGAUUUAAAUGUUACACAUUUAUGUUAAAUUAGUCAAAUUUAUAACUGCCUGUAUCAGAUUAAAAGCUGUGACCCAGGCCUCUUUGUAACAUAACAUUUUAUCACAGCACACACACAGGGACAAGACCUUAAUUACUAAUGUUCACCAUGUUACUGUAUAUCAUUAAACUAAUCAUUAAAAAAAAGUACAUUGAAUGUAAAUAUUCUAGUCACACAAGGGCAUAACUUAGUUAUUUGACUUCCUUCUCAGGAACACUGAAUAGCAAUAUUCUUUAAUGGUACCAUUCCCAACACCACCAUCUGGUCUCAUUGUAUGCUCAUUUUCAGUCAAAAUAGUCUUUGCAAUUCACCCUGAGCAAAAUUAACCAAAUAAGCUAAGACAAGGAAAGGAAUAAAUUUCGAUGUCUUACUGCAGACACACACUGAGUAUAUAAAAAAAACUAAUAACAAGCAGUGAAGUCUUUAAAUUAGCCAUACAAGUUGUUUUACAAAUUGCCUCUUAGUGUAAAAACCUUGAGAAAGAUGACCCAUGAGGGGAUCAGAAUAAUAUCACUCAAGUUAUUGGUUUCUCAUUUUGUAACAUGGAAUUGUGUCCCUUUCACUUACAGGAUUUUAUUUUACUGCAUAAUGUUCUUCUAUUUCCUGAGGGGGAAGAACACCUGUUAACAACUGAUUUGUUGUUUUGUUUUGGUUUUGUAACUUUAACAUAGUUAUUUUCCCUUUUCAAAAAAAAAAAUUAAAAACAGAAUAAAUGAUAGACUUGCGUAAACCUAACAGGCCCUGCUAGUGGUACAAAUGUUUACUGUAGAGCCCACAAGCACAAAGACAGGCACACACACACACACUCUCUGCUAGAACUUUUGCAGUGGUGUUUACCUUCCCAGGAGGAUGUGUGUUAUGUUCAAAGUGUGGAAACUACUCUGUGGUUUUACAUCAGCACGCUGAGUAGUUCUGCAGACUGUUCUGAAACAAAUGAAAAAACAGAGUUUAAACUGUAAUUCCCUCUGCGCUUGAGCUGUGAAAAAACACUUCUUUAUAAAUAAUCGUCUUACAAAUGAAAGGAAGGAAGAGAAGCAAAAAUCCUGUUUUCUAUUGCCUUUUCAUUUUAAGGUUUUUACAGUCUUUUAAGGUUUUUACAAUGGAAGAUUGUGGUGAACAGUUAUAAAUGAAGACCAGGCUGCAUGUUGUCUGAAGACUUAAACAACAGCUUCAAUAAUCUGAAGAUAUGACAUAUGUAUAUUAGGGAAGCCAUGAAAGUACAAUUGCCUGCUUGUCUUGACCUAAAAUGUUUGGUUUUGAAUGGAGCACUAUGGGAUUGAAUACUUACAAACUGCUACAAACAAACCCAUCUUGCACUUGCGUUAAUCAAAACUCAACAGUGACGUCAUUAGAAGAUUCAUUCAGUCAAGGAAGACCACACUGUGACAUUAAAGAUCUGAAGUUGAUGCAGACUUGUAUUUGUAGUCCACUUAGGCCAUGGACAUUACAUUUUAGCAUCAUCACACUCUUCCUUUUUUUCAGGUUAAUAUUUGCAGCAGCGCCCUGUGGUACACAUGCUCAUCCAGAAAAUGUGCUUUAUACUGUACAGGCAAAUCAAGAGGAAAGCAAUGUGUGGUUGUCUUCAUUAAGCCGUAUACCCUUCAGAGACUGCCAUCACAGAAACGCUUGCAGUGUCAUGACAACAAGGCGUCUUUGCUCUGUGUUUCUAUUUGGUUUUAUUUCUAAUGAUACCCUAAUAAAC
Messenger RNA from Acipenser ruthenus (sterlet), 5175 nucleotides. Its product is annotated as melatonin receptor type 1A-like. Gene Ontology annotation, biological process: G protein-coupled receptor signaling pathway. The transcript has 2 exons. The record is from RefSeq and is a predicted model, not a curated record. Lineage: Eukaryota; Metazoa; Chordata; Actinopteri; Acipenseriformes; Acipenseridae. Bases 263 to 1222 code for a protein of 319 amino acids. Gene Ontology annotation, cellular component: membrane. Gene Ontology annotation, molecular function: melatonin receptor activity.